AUGCUGUCGCUUCUGCAACUCAUCCACUACAUCGCGUUCGUUGGAGCGCAAUUGACCAACUCGUUGUGCCUCUAUUUGAUCUACGCGAAAUCGUGCGCGAAUUUCGGCCGCUAUCGCGUCAUGAUGAUCAUGUUCAACGUGUACUCGAUGAUCUACGCGCUCGUCCAUUUGCUCACCCAGCCGGUCAUGCAUAUGGAGUUGGCCGGCACGCUCUUCUUCAUCGACAGCUUCGAUUUCAUCAAAUUCAAUCGGGCGAUCGGUGUGCCGAUAGGCGUGAUUUAUUGCGGCUCGUUCACGUUCUGUCUGGCGAUAUUCGCCGUCAACUUCUUCUAUCGCUAUCUGGCGGUGUGCCAUCCGAAACAGUUGCGAUUGUUCGACGGCUGGCGCGUCUAUCUCACGCUGAUCCCGUCGUUUCUGGCGUUCGCCGCGUUCGGCGGUGGCGCCUGGUACGGCUUCACGCCGGAGCCGUGGAAGAACGACUACUACCGCGAUUCGCUUCGCGACGCCUACAACGAGACCGUCGACGAGCUCUCCUACAUCAUCGUCGUCUAUUAUGUGCGCGACGAGCGCCAUCAACGCGUCUGGCAAUGGGGUUGCAUCGCCGGCGGAAUCGGCGGCUUCGGAAGCGAGAUCGUGUGCUUCGCGACGAUCGCCGUGUGCGCCGCGAAGACCUACACGAAAAUGCACGCGGUGUCGAGUCAUAUGAGCGCCAAAACCAAAGAAAUGAAUCGCCAAUUGUUUUGGGCGUUGGCGUUGCAGACAUUCCUUCCAAUGGUGACGAUGUACAUCCCCUAUUGCGUCGCGAUCGCGUUUCCAAUCUUCGAGAUUCACGUCGGCCGCAUCGCCAACACCAUCGGCUGCUAUUUCGCCAUCUAUCCGGCCACCGAUCCGAUCAUCGCCAUCAUCAUCAUCAAGCCGUUUCGGCAAGCAAUCCUAUGUCGCGAGACGAAAAAAAGCCACGUGGCGUCGACGGGCAACUCGUAG
Caenorhabditis bovis is the source of this 984-nucleotide messenger RNA. The record is from the annotation of a GenBank genome assembly. NCBI's taxonomy places the organism in Eukaryota, Metazoa, Nematoda, Chromadorea, Rhabditida, Rhabditidae.